Messenger RNA from Mixia osmundae IAM 14324, 237 nucleotides. RefSeq lists its product as uncharacterized. Bases 1 to 237 code for a protein of 78 amino acids. NCBI's taxonomy places the organism in Eukaryota, Fungi, Basidiomycota, Mixiomycetes, Mixiales, Mixiaceae. The record is from RefSeq and is a predicted model, not a curated record. The transcript has a single exon.
AUGAAUCGCUCCUUCGCUGUCAAUCGCAAUCUCUUUUAUCAAUCCUCAGUUUCGUCGAUAUUCGGCAUGCAACUUCGGUAUCAGGAUAGCUUUUUCGCAAAAGUCGGACGUAAGAUUGUCCAGCUGCAGACCGCAGCAGAAUCUAUUCGCUUCUCAUUUAGACAUGCUCAAGGCUCAAGACCUAAAGCUUCCGUACGCGCAAUACCAAGCUCAACAACGAUUGUGUGUAUUGCGUAA